AAGUAAUCCAGUCGCUAGCUUGGCACGUUGCAAGGUGCCGGCUCAACGUGGAAAGAUGGCGGCUAUGAAACUUCUAUUCCUCGCCGCGGCAUGUCACUGCGCCUACGCCAUUCCACCAAAACAAUCAAAUCUAAAAACAACAAUCUUCGGAGAUGAAAAACUAGAAGGAGAAAUCUUUGAAAAAUAUGAUGUAGCAGUUGCCUUUAAUGAUGAAGAAGCGGCUUUGUACAGACUACCCACCACCACUAGACCUACUCAUUACAACAUCCUUUGGGCCGUGGAUUUCACCACUACCCCACAAGUCUUCGCAGGAACGGUUGAAAUUCUCUUACACUCCACCCAAACCGGAGUCAACCAAAUCGUUCUCCAGUCCGAGGACUUAACUAUCGGCACUGUAACACUAGUUCAAGACACUACUUCUGUGCCUGUUACAUACGUCGAAGAACCUGACUACCAGUUCCUAAGGAUCAACCUCACCACUGGAACUCUUGCCUAUAAUGCCGCAGAUCCUGUCAUUUACAAUUUGACCAUCACUUUUGAAGCUCCUAUGCGUGAUGAUAUGUAUGGCAUUUACAGGAGUUGGUUUAGGAAUAACUUCACCGAUGACGUGAGCUGGAUGGCAAGCACCCAGUUCCAGGCCACGUCAGCCCGCAAGGCUUUCCCUUGCUACGACGAGCCUAGCUUCAAAGCUACUUUCGAUGUCACCAUCAGACGACCGACCGCGUACCGCAGCUGGUCGGCUACCCGUAUCGCUUCAACCGUAGAAUCUACCAACAUUACUGGCUACCAGGAUGAUAUAUACCACACAACUCCUCUCAUGUCAACUUACCUUUUGGCUAUAAUCGUAGCUGAAUAUGACAGUUUAGAGGUUAACAAUACCAACAACGAACUCGUCUAUGAAGUAAUUGCCCGUCCCAACGCUCUUUCCACCGGCCAGGGACAGUACGCUUUGGAAGUGGGUCAGGAGCUUUUGGCUGAGAUGAAUAACCACACUGACUACGACUUCUACAGUGUGGUUGAUCAUAUUAAGAUGACCCAGGCUGCGAUUCCUGAUUUCUCCGCUGGUGCUAUGGAGAACUGGGGUCUUCUAACAUACAGGGAAGCCUACCUCAUGUACGAUCCCGCUCACACCACCAACAACUACAAGCAGCUGAUCGCUUACAUCUUGUCUCACGAAAUCGCUCACAUGUGGUUCGGAAACUUGGUCACUUGCGACUGGUGGGAUGACUUGUGGUUGAACGAAGGUUUUGCCAGAUACUACCAAUAUUUCCUCACUCACUGGGUCGAAGAUUACAUGGGUUUUGAGACCAGGUUCAUAACUGAGCAAGUCCACACCGCUUUGCUCAGCGACUCGGUUGCCAACGCUCACCCAUUGUCCACAUCUGGUAUCGGAAGCCCGGCAUCCGUCAGCGGCAUGUUUUCAGUUUUGUCAUACAACAAAGGAGCUGCAGUUAUAAGGAUGACUGAACAUCUUCUUGGCUCUGAAAUUCACAGAGCUGGCUUGAGGAAUUACUUGAGGAAUAAGCAAUUCGAGACUGCUUUCCCGAUUGAUUUGUUCACUGCUUUGGAAGAGACUGGCCGAGCCGCUGGUGCUCUUAGCGAGUACGGUCCCGACUUCUCUCUGGUUGAAUAUUACCGCUCGUUUACCUACCAAGCCGGACACCCGAUACUUUACGUGCAAGUCAACCACCAAACUGGUGAGAUGACCAUUCAUCAGCGCCGAUUCGAUAUCAACAACGGGUACCUAGACGUCAACACGCAAUGGGUCAUCCCGAUAACUUUCUCCAGCGCCAGCAAUCCUGACUUCAACAACACCAAGCCCACGCACAUUAUCCGCAAGGCUGUCACUGUCAUCAACCGUGGCUCCGUCGGCGACGAGUGGGUUCUGUUCAACAAACAGCAGACAGGUUACUACCGCGUGAACUAUGAUGACUAUACUUGGGAUCUCAUUACUGCUGCUCUAAGAGGAGAGGCGAGGACUCAGAUUCACGAAUACAACAAGGCGCAGAUUGUCAACGAUGUCUUCCAAUACGCACGUUCUGGCAUCAUGAGCUAUACCAAGGCUCUGAACAUCCUCUCCUUCUUGGAGUUCGAGACCGACUACGCUCCUUGGGUGGCUGCCAUGACUGGCUUCACGUGGCUCAGGACCAGGCUGACAGGCACCAUCUACUUGGAACCUCUUGAGGGUUUGAUCGCUCAAUGGUCUACCACCGUAAUGACCAAUUUGACCUACUACCCGAGUUCAGACUCCGAAGACUUCAUGAGAUCCUACCUUCGCUGGAAUCUGGCCCCCAUCAUGUGCCAGAUUAACAGGGAUGAUUGCCGUACUGCUGCUGUCAAUCAGUUCAACGCUCUAAGGACCUCUAAUGUUGAGGUUUAUCCCGAUAAUCGUGCAUACGUGUACUGCAACGCUCUUCGCGAAGGUACUGAGGAAGAUUUCUACUAUCUGCGCUCGCGCUUCGUCCAGCACAACGUUUACACUGAGAAGAUCCUCCUACUUCAAACUCUUGGUUGUACUAGAUCCGCUGAUGCUCUCAACGUGUUCCUGACCGACAUCUUCACUGAUAACUAUCUGAUCCGUCGUCAGGACUAUACCACUGCUUUGAACUCCGCCGCUGCCGGCAAUGAAGAAAACACACAAAUUUUCUUCAACUUUAUUCAAAACAACUACACAUUAGUCGCCAGCGCGUACCCCAAUAUUGCCACUCCAUUGUCUUACGUAUCUAGUAGGCUGAGAACUGAAGCUGAAGUUGACUCGUUCCAAGAAUGGGCGACCGAAAACCAGGCUCUCCUGGGCACAUCGUAUCAGAGCGUCAUGAACGGCGCGGAAUCCGCCAGGCAGUCCAUCCAAUGGACGGACGGCAUUGUCGCCGACGUUAACAACUUCCUCAAUGCAGGCUACCAGCCUGUGGUCACCACCACCCAGCCGCCGCCCACGGAACCUCCCACACCGGAGCUUGAGCCCAGGCCUGAGCUCACCCAGCCAGAAACCCCAGCGCUCCCUGACUCUGCUGUCACCUCAGUCUUAUCGAUGACCGUGCUUGUCAUGGCCGCCGUAUUCCAUUAUGUUGUAUAAUGAAACCCCAGCUUUAAAACUUGUUUUUGUGUCAUUCAGAAUCUUUCGUAAGCAUUGAAUUAGGCACGUCAGGCGUUACCUGACUUAUGUCUUGUGCCUUAUGAUUAAUAUUGUAUUGAUUGUAAAUAUUAUUUAAUUUAUUGAAUAAAACUUUUACUCGUACUAAAGUAGUAACAA
Cydia pomonella (codling moth) is the source of this 3253-nucleotide messenger RNA. RefSeq names its product membrane alanyl aminopeptidase-like. The coding region runs from base 56 to 3076 and encodes 1006 amino acids. The record is from RefSeq and is a predicted model, not a curated record. The transcript is spliced from 15 exons. Gene Ontology annotation, molecular function: metalloaminopeptidase activity; peptide binding; zinc ion binding. NCBI's taxonomy places the organism in Eukaryota, Metazoa, Arthropoda, Insecta, Lepidoptera, Tortricidae. Gene Ontology annotation, cellular component: cytoplasm. Gene Ontology annotation, biological process: peptide catabolic process; proteolysis.